Molecule: messenger RNA, 323 nt
Organism: Penicillium cinerascens
Lineage: Eukaryota; Fungi; Ascomycota; Eurotiomycetes; Eurotiales; Aspergillaceae
Exons: 1
Coding region: 57-323 (88 amino acids)
Source: RefSeq, a predicted model, not a curated record
CCAAUCAGAUCAAUCUCCAACAUUCCCAUAUCACUUCUAUUGCAGGGCCGUACAGUAUGAAGCACCAAAAGUCCCUUUGUCAUAUCCAAAAGCUCACGCAGAAGCUGCACCGUGUCCUGGAGGAACAUCGACCGAGUAUAAGCCGGGCCCGUUCCGAUUCGAGUGCCCUCGGGGAUCCUUUCGAGUGGGAACGCGUUCGGCGAUCAGCUGCCCCAUCGCCAGAAGCAUCCCUUGGUGGAAAUGACGAGCAGUUUGAGGAAGGCAUUCCCGGAACGGUCCGCAAGUCGCCAUGGACAGCCUCUCCCGGAUCCAUGAUCAGCUGA